GGGGGGUGCGUGGUGACGUCACGCGGGGCCUGCACUGUGCCGCGUCUGCCUCGCCAUUACAACCACAAACAAUCGGCGCGGCCGCGCGUCACACAAAUCGCGGCAUCGCUGCCGCCCGCGCGGAUCCACGAUUCGGCCAAAGCGGACAACGGUAACAACAGCAGCAGCACCAUCACUCGUAACAACAACAACUAUCAUACGAACAGGCGCGCGGCGUCGGUGGCUGGCGUCAUGUACCCGGGCUGGAGCCAGGCCUCAGGCCUACACGGGUCGGGCCUGCCCGCCACGGGUCCCGGCUCCUACUCGGCCUCGGGGCUCGGUGGCAUGGCCUACAACAACGCCGGCCUCUCCUCCUCCUCCUCCUCGGCGGCUGCUGCUGCUUCUUCGUCGUCAUCGUCGUCUUCGUCGGUCAAUUCUGCUGCGCCUGCCUCCUCGUCGUCGACGGGAUUCCAAAGCCUGCAGCAGCAACACAUGCAGCAGAUGCAGCGUCUGCAGCAGAUGCACCAUCAGCAGAUGCAGUCUUUCAAUUCGUCGUCGUCGUUGUCAUCGUCCCUGUCGGGGACGACGACGACGACCAGCGUCGCCUCGACUGUUGCCUCGCCCGCCGGCUCAUUCACGUCCGUGACGUCGUCUGCGAACACGGCCACCUCGUCCAUGGCUCCGAUCUCGUCGAUAGCCUCCUCCUCCUCCACCUCGUCCUCCUCCUCAGCUUCAUCCACAAAGCCCUCGUCCUCCACCUCAUGCGUCACCCCGGCAUUGCCCCCGGGUCCUCCGCCUCCCCUGCCCCCGUCAGGGCCACCCUCAGGCUACGGCUACAACCCCUACUCGGUGGGUGGCGGUGGUGGUGGUGGACCCGCCACCACCACCACGAUGCCCCCCUACCACUACUCGGGACACUACGGAGGCCUGUCUCACUACCCCCCUCCAACGCAACCCCCCCAGCCGUACUCCAUGGCUGUCUCUUCAACCUCCACCUCGGUGCCUACCUCCACGGCGACCGCGAUGCCACUACCCCCCUCCGCCCUCUCAUCGGGGAUGGAACCUCAUCAUCAACAACAACACCAGCCCCAGCCGCCACCACCGCCCCUGCCACCGUCAGAUGAGCCCCUGCCGCCUCCACCUCCCGAUGAUGGCGCUGAUGAGACGGCCGUGGCCAAUGUGGGUGACCCUGAGGAGGCUGCCCGGUUGCGACAGCUUCAGCAAGCAGCUGCCCAGUGGCAACAGCGCAAGCAGUGGCAAGAGCAGCAGCAGCAUCAACAACACCAGCAGCAGCAGCAUCAACACCAGCAACAGCAGCACCAACCGCAUCAGCAGCAGCACCAGCCGCAUCAACAGCAGCACCAGCAGCAGCAGCAACAACAGCAACAGCAGCAACAACAGCAGCAUCAGCAAAUGCAACAGGGAUACAUGCAGAGCCAAGUGGUGACACCGGCGGAGACGCAGCCAGCGCCAGCCGAGAAGAGCGGAGAACAGACAGAGACGCUGGCGGAUAUUGAGUGGCAACAAGCUCAGUUCGACACGCUUUAUGCGCAGUGGAAGACGCAGUUCAACGAGUGGCAGGAGCAAUAUAAGAACCAUCCGGACCACGAGCAGUUUGUGCAGUACGAGCAGCACUGGAAGCAGUGGCAGCAGCAAAUGCAGGCGGUGGGCGCAAACCUGCAGCAGCGAAAGGAGCAGCUUACGAAGUCCACCGUUGCGCCUCCGCCCAUACCCACGCAGCCCGAGCCGGCGCUGCCAUCCGACCCUACCGCUAACCUUGCCACCAACCUUGCCGCCGCCACUGACGCCGUCGCUUCCGCUAAACAUUCCGCCGGGACCUCCAUCGACGCUGCCACCGGGCCCACCACCAGGCCCACCACCAACGCUACCGCCUGCGUAUCCCCCUACGUACCCACCGACAUUUCCUCCGGUUUAUCCGCCAAAUUACUCUCCGCUAUACCCCCAGACGAUGCCGCCAAUGUUGCCUCCAGCUCUCCCAUCGACACUCACGCCGCCCGUGAGCUCCUCGCAGGAGGUCGGCAAGGCAGCGAGCGACACAGCGGCAACCAGUGUCACGGCGGUGGCGGCAUCGGAAGGAGAGGGAUUCGCAGGACCUGUUCCCGGAGCUGCGAGGCCCUCACUGCUAUCCCCUCCUCCACACUUCGCUGGGUCCAACAUGCCCAGACUCGGUGGACCUAUGCGGUAUCCUCCCCUCUAUGGAAAUCAAAUGCCAUCUGGCGGCAGGCCUCCUCAGGGCUCCUUCCAAUCAUCCGGCCCUCAAACAGAGACGGGCAGCUCUUACCCAGGUUCUUCUCAGCGAUUCAACGACCCCUCCCCGGAACGGUCGGGCGCGACUGCCGUACCUCUGCCGGGAUCGCAAUAUUCUAGGUCCGGCCUCCCGGACGGACCCAGAGGACAGGAGGGUACCACGGACGUCGAGAGGUCAUCGGCGCCGACGACGGAAAGUUUCGGGUCAUUCAGCGGCUCCAGUUCUCAGUUCGACUCCACUGACACCCAGGAUGUGGACGCUCGCGAUAAGGGCGGUCAUGGUGAAGC
Lethenteron reissneri (Far Eastern brook lamprey) is the source of this 2535-nucleotide messenger RNA. RefSeq names its product YLP motif-containing protein 1-like. Gene Ontology annotation, cellular component: nucleus. Gene Ontology annotation, biological process: regulation of telomere maintenance. The record is from RefSeq and is a predicted model, not a curated record. Lineage: Eukaryota; Metazoa; Chordata; Hyperoartia; Petromyzontiformes; Petromyzontidae.